This is a messenger RNA of Penicillium odoratum, 789 nucleotides long. RefSeq lists its product as uncharacterized. The record is from RefSeq and is a predicted model, not a curated record. The transcript has 5 exons. Lineage: Eukaryota; Fungi; Ascomycota; Eurotiomycetes; Eurotiales; Aspergillaceae. The coding region runs from base 1 to 789 and encodes 262 amino acids.
AUGACCAAGAUUUUCUUAACCGGUGUGACGGGCUACAUUGCCGGAGACGCCUUAGCCACCCUGUUUGCAAAGCAUCCGAAUUUCUCCUUCUCUGCACUGGUUCGCACCACAGGAAAAGCAGAGCAGGUCAAAGCCCAAUACCCAAACAUCCGUAUUGUCCUCGGUGAUCUCGGUAAUUCAGCUCCUCUAGAGCGAGAAAGUGCCGCAGCUGAUAUCGUCCUCCACGCCUCCGACCAUGCAGGCGCCGCAAAGGCUAUUGCCGCAGGUCUAGUGGCUGGCCACACGAAAGAAAACCCAGGUUACUGGCUACACACAGGCGGAACAGGAAUCUUAACAUUCGCAGCGACAGCGGUCGAGGCCGGGGCCCAUGUUCGCAACGCGGUCGACAGGUCUAUGCGCCAGUCGCUCUGGAAUAACGUCCACAUCCACGAUCUAAGUGACGUCUAUUCGCUGCUCGUUGAUGCAGCCAUUGCAGGUCGGACUGAUGAUGGGCUCUGGGGUGCGGGGGCUUACUAUCUUACCGAGAACAUGGAACAUGUCUGGGGAGAAUUGGCGCAGCAGACGGUGGAUUCAGCCACGAGACUGGGGUAUCUGCCAGAGGUGAAAGCCGAACCAAUCGAUCUGGAUAGUGCAAAGCGAUACGCUGGUUUUGAGUCGCUGAGCUGGGGGAUGAAUUCUCGCGGUCGUGCCCGCCGCGCGCGUAAGAUUCUGGGAUGGAAUCCUUCGCGCCCAAGUUUGGUCGCUGAGUUGCCGGCUAUUGUUCAGAGUGAGUGGCAGGCUCUGCAGUAG